This is a messenger RNA of Mesocestoides corti, 588 nucleotides long. The record is from the annotation of a GenBank genome assembly. Lineage: Eukaryota; Metazoa; Platyhelminthes; Cestoda; Cyclophyllidea; Mesocestoididae.
AUGAGCGAGGCCCUUUUGUACCUCUGGAAGUACCGACGGAGUGAGAUGCUGAUGCUGCUGCUGCUGGAUGAGUUGCAGCCACGUGACGCAGCCCGGGCCUUGCCAGCUGGCUUCAGCCGUCCCGCGUCAGCCACCCUUCAACACCUCAAGGACCGUCUGGCCGAGAAAGACCCCGCGAUCGACCUGGAGGAGUUCGUUUCCCCGGACCUCACCGUGAUGCGUUUGCUCUUGAAAAAUUGCCAACUUUGUUUGGACGAGGCUGAACGCGCUCUCCACCCACCACAGCCGACCACCACCGACGCACAGGAGGUACCGCCAACGCCGAUCGCAUCCACUCACGAGGCUACCGAACCCAAAUCACUGGAUUCCGAGGAUCCGGUCGUCGACGACGAGUGUCUGGAGGCCAUCGUCGAUGAGUCGGACCUGGCGCCAACUGAUCUGGACAGCUUCUAUGACGAAUGGGAUUUUUCCGGUCGGCCAAUCACCAAGGCUGAGGUGAGCUCUGUUGCAUGCGUUUUUGACGCCUCUAUGGGGUCCCUAGGUUGGCAGUUAUUCUCCCAUUGCAUCGACUAUUUGAUAACAGUUUAG